ACGGCGGUGCUAGCGGUAGCAGUUGUAAUCGAGGCGAAGGGGGUCUCCCGUGAUAACACCUUUAGAUGAUCCACUCGAAUUAAAUUCAUUUUUUGCCUGGAUAUUCCCGAAGCUGUUAGUGGAAGUUAAAAGGAGAAGGGAGGAAGGAAAAACAGAGUGAUUUACCGAGAGAAAGCAGCGACGGCGGCGGCGGCUGCCCACGGCUUCGUCUGCGCUCUGCAUCCCAGCUGUCGCGAGCGCUCGGAGGCGUUCGGUCGGUCAGUCCGCGCGCGCUUUUCUCUGCUGUCAAAAUAAUGGACGAAGAAAACCUCGUGCCUGAUGAUCUCUCAUUGGAAGAGAGAGAAGAACUGUUAAAUAUACGAAGGAGAAAAAAAGAGCUAAUGGACGACAUUGAGAGGCUGAAGUUUGAGAUUGCAGAAGUUAUGACAGAAAUUGAGCAUCUGACCUGUGUGGGUGAGAGUAAAACAUCCCAGAGAAACAAGCAAAUUGCAAUGGGGAGAAAAAAGUUCAACAUGGAUCCCAAAAAGGGGAUCCAGUUUCUCCUUGAAAAUGAUCUUUUGCAAAACACUCCAGAAGAUAUAGCUCAGUUCUUGUAUAAAGGUGAAGGACUGAAUAAAACUGUAAUUGGAGAUUAUUUGGGUGAACGGGAUGACUUUAAUAUAAAAGUCUUACAAGCGUUUGUUGAGCUCCAUGAAUUUGCUGACCUCAAUCUUGUUCAAGCCUUAAGACAAUUUCUUUGGAGCUUUCGGCUUCCUGGUGAAGCACAAAAGAUUGACCGCAUGAUGGAAGCAUUUGCAUCAAGGUACUGCCAGUGUAAUCCUGGGGUCUUUCAGUCAACAGAUACAUGCUAUGUUCUCUCAUUUGCAAUAAUCAUGUUGAAUACGAGUCUCCACAAUCCGAAUGUGAAGGACAAGCCUGCAGUUGAGCGGUUCAUAUCCAUGAACCGAGGGAUUAAUAAUGGAGGUGACCUCCCAGAGGAGCUGCUUCGGAACUUAUAUGAAAGCAUCAAAAAUGAGCCAUUCAAAAUUCCUGAGGAUGAUGGGAAUGACUUAACUCAUACAUUCUUCAAUCCAGACAGAGAAGGAUGGCUUUUGAAACUUGGGGGUCGUGUGAAGACAUGGAAGCGACGGUGGUUCAUCCUGACAGAUAACUGUCUGUACUAUUUUGAAUACACAACGGAUAAGGAACCAAGAGGAAUUAUCCCUCUGGAAAAUCUCAGCAUCCGGGAAGUGGAGGAUCCCAGGAAGCCUAACUGUUUUGAACUUCAUAAUCCAAACCACAAGGGACAGGUAAUCAAGGCAUGUAAAACAGAGGCUGAUGGAAGGGUCGUGGAGGGUAAUCACGUGGUGUAUCGCAUAUCCGCUCCAACGCCAGACGAGAAAGAGGAGUGGAUAAAGUCCAUCAAAGCGAGCAUCAGCAGGGACCCGUUCUAUGAUAUGCUGGCCACAAGGAAGAGGAGAAUCGCCAACAAAAAAUAAUGGUGGCAAAAAGGGAGACCAGCAGCUCGUUCUCUUGUUUUAUUUUGUUUUUUCCUUUCAUUUUUUUUUUUCUUGGGGGGGCGGUACAGGGGUGUCAGCGUAAGUGUUGGCCCAUGCCAGGCAGUUUGACCGUGACAGGACGAAAUCGACCUGUCCAUCCUGCACGUCUGCCUCGAGUACCGUGGGGCUGGGUAACUGAUGUUGCAUUCCCUCUGCCCCGCUCCCAAAGACUGUUGCGAGAAAAUGUCUGCAUGUGCAGGAAAUCGGAAGGACUUUGAAAACAAGCAUCAAGUGCUCUUAAAAAAAACAAAACAAAAAAGCAACCCUCAUCCCCUCCUUCAUGACAGCAGAGGUGGAUGUGGAUGGGUUGGGGGGGCCAUGUUGCUCGACCAGGACCUUGUAGAUCCCCCUUUAGCAACAGCUUGGGUCAGCUGGCCUGACGUGUACCAUGAAGCCAGUGAACGAGGCUCUCCCAUCAGGAUCUGCUGAACUGGACGCUUGGAUCCGUUCUUUCCAUUUCUUCACCCCAUUUUCAGCUUGGGAGUGGAGAGGUGUUGCUAGCAUUCCGAGCUGCCAAAGCCUACUACUCUUGGCAGUUUUGUAUAUUUAAUUCAUGUACUACGACAUGUUAAAAGGUGUAAUUUCUUUUAAGUUAUAUGUAAAUACUGUACAGCUUUUCAGUUGUGUAUUAAUGCAUGUGUUCUGCACUUGUACUGGGCAGAUGCCUCUCUGUAAA
This is a messenger RNA of Erpetoichthys calabaricus (reedfish), 2214 nucleotides long. Its product is annotated as cytohesin-3. Gene Ontology annotation, molecular function: guanyl-nucleotide exchange factor activity. The record is from RefSeq and is a predicted model, not a curated record. The transcript is spliced from 13 exons. Bases 294 to 1478 code for a protein of 394 amino acids. NCBI's taxonomy places the organism in Eukaryota, Metazoa, Chordata, Cladistia, Polypteriformes, Polypteridae. Gene Ontology annotation, biological process: regulation of ARF protein signal transduction.